Microcebus murinus (gray mouse lemur) is the source of this 2464-nucleotide messenger RNA. It is a transcript of the gene SPIN3, whose product is annotated as spindlin family member 3. Gene Ontology annotation, biological process: gamete generation. The record is from RefSeq and is a predicted model, not a curated record. NCBI's taxonomy places the organism in Eukaryota, Metazoa, Chordata, Mammalia, Primates, Cheirogaleidae.
UAGGCCGUGUGAGAGAGGUGGUUGUGGGUCCGACAGCUCCUGAUUUGGGGAAGAGGCAGGGCUUCCCCUGCCCAGGUCUGUGCGCUGGUUGGUCAGGGGGUGGCAGAGGAGGAGCGCCGCGGUGUUUGGCAGGAAGGGGAGGCCUCUAGCCUGGCAGGCCUCUGCGCUAGGAUAAGACGGAGGAGACUGCGGCGGCAGCGGCUAGUGGAGUCCGUUGUGGCAGAGGGGCCGCUGCAGCCGACAGGGAGGUGGAGGGCUCAGAAUCCAAGUGCUGGAGACGCCGCCACUGUCCUCUUUGCCUGCCUUGCCGCCCUCCUAGACACACUCCUCGCCUACAGAUCGUCCUCUCCCAGCUCUUGCAAGCACCCGGAUGGACGCCUGCUGAUCUUCCUUCGCCACAGGGUCACUGCGGAGGCAGCGGCGAGGUGUCCGAUUUGGGCACGUGAGGCCAGCGAUCCGGGACGGCAUGAAGACCCCAUUUGAAAAGGUGGCUGAAGGGCAGCGGUCCAGAACAGGCGCAAGGCACGCCAGUGUGUCUGUUACCGUGAUGAAGAAAAAGGCUGCGCACAAGAAACAUAGAAGUAGACCCACCUCCCAGCCUCGCAGAAACAUAGUGGGCUGCAGAAUUCAGCACGGAUGGAAAGAUGGAGAUGAACCUCUUACACAGUGGAAGGGAACCGUUCUGGAUCAGGUACCUGUAAAUCCCUCUCUGUAUCUUAUCAAAUAUGAUGGAUUUGACUGUGUUUAUGGAUUAGAACUGCACAGAGAUGAAAGAGUAUCAUCACUUGAAGUACUUCCUAAUAGAGUUGCAUCAUCUAGAAUCAGUGAUACACAUUUAGCAGAAAUCAUGAUUGGCAAAGCAGUGGAACAUAUUUUUGAGACAGAGGAAGGUUCCAAAAAUGAAUGGAGGGGGAUGGUCUUAGCUCAGGCACCUGUCAUGAACACAUGGUUUUAUAUUACCUAUGAGAAAGAUCCUGUAUUAUAUAUGUACCAACUCUUAGAUGAUUAUAAAGACGGUGACCUCUGCAUCCUUCAAGAUUCUAAUGAUUCUCCUGCAACAGAGAGGGAGCCAGGAGAAGUCAUAGAUAGCCUAGUAGGCAAACAGGUGGAAUAUGCCAAAGAUGAUGGCUCCAAGAGAACUGGCAUGGUCAUUCAUCAGGUAGAAGCAAAACCAUCUGUGUACUUCAUCAAAUUUGAUGAUGAUUUCCAUAUCUAUGUCUACGAUUUGGUUAAAACAUCUUAGAAGUCAUCGUGAAAUUUGCCAAACAUAUAAGACUGUAAAAUCUGUAGAAACACAAAGUCUUGAUUGCUUUCCAGUUUGUAAGAACCAGCUUCUCCCUUUUUGCACGUUUUUGCCUGACAAAAAAAAUGGGACUUCCGCCCUCUCAGAUGUUUUUGAAAGAAACCUUCUCUCCAACCUUUUCACUGGUUCUGGUUCCUCUCCACAGGAGAAUGAUUGAAUUCACUGAUUAGUGAGAAGGGUAAAGUCUGACAUCCAUUGGCCCAUACUUUUAUCUUGGGUGGUGUUAAUAGGUUCAAUGUAGCUGAACAGCUCUCACCUCACUCUUUUUGGCACUUGGACCCAUUGAGCUGUGAAGCUUCCUGAGAUAUCCCACAUGACUGGCUGGGUAAGUGUAUUUGCAAUCUCAACCAUACCCCCCUGAUGGCUUCAAAAGUCUAACUUGGGGAGGAGGAGCAUAAAUCCCAUUUUUGUCUCCUGCUCAAGUUGCAUUCUCAAUUAUAAGUAUAACUGUACUAAAAGUAAGGCUGACAUUUUGUUCCCUUUCUGAGUCUUGCACCUAUUGCUCAACUGGUUCAGAAAUAAGAGGGUAAUUACUUUGCAUUUUAGUACAUAAGCAUAGUCUGAGAAACUGUACAAAACUGGUAAGAAGAGAAGCAUUUAGGAACAAAACUCCAAGUGGAGUGAUCAAGAUUUCUGGGGGAGCUUAAUGGAAGGUUUUGGUCAUCAAUGACAUUCGUGUCUCUCUUGUCUGCAAUAGCUAUGGCUGGUAUCUGCAGACAUGGAGUGAGUUUUAACAGACGCAGGCUGUGGUGGCAGACUUUAGCACAAGUGGGCUUUGCCAGCCAGUAGAACAUUAAGCCAGGCUCUAGUUGGAGUCCUCAGUCACAGUGCAAAAGCUAGAUUUGGCAAGAGUUUACAAAUUUGUCCAGAACCUCAAAAUGGAAGAAAAGAACUCUGGAAUCAGAAUGGGAUAUAGAUUUCUUUCCUGUACCAAGAGGGACUUUUUCAGAAGUUUUAGAUUAGGUUUUAGAUUAGAUUCUUAGAAGACCUCAAUAUUCCAGAAUAUGAGGUGGGCAAGGCACUUGGUAGAAACAGGAAAGGCUAAAAAUAGAUUUUGCUUCCUAGCAGGGACAGAUGCACUCAUCUAUUAUGGUGUCCCAGCAGGACUGUGGAACACAAUUAGUGUUAGAUAAUCUAUACUCUUUUUUUUUUUUUUUUUUU